Messenger RNA from Dendronephthya gigantea, 970 nucleotides. Its product is annotated as ribosomal RNA large subunit methyltransferase E-like. Gene Ontology annotation, cellular component: mitochondrion. The record is from RefSeq and is a predicted model, not a curated record. NCBI's taxonomy places the organism in Eukaryota, Metazoa, Cnidaria, Anthozoa, Malacalcyonacea, Nephtheidae. The transcript is spliced from 8 exons. The coding region runs from base 89 to 859 and encodes 256 amino acids. Gene Ontology annotation, molecular function: rRNA (uridine-2'-O-ribose)-methyltransferase activity. Gene Ontology annotation, biological process: RNA methylation.
AAUGAGAUAUGAAAAUAUGUACACUUUGUAAACAAUAUGUUUUUUCAUUCAAAGAUAUGAAUUUGUAAGGCUUUUAAGACGUUUUCUAAUGUACAUCCAUUCUGCAAGCAAAAAGCUAUCUCGGUUAUGUCUGCGAUCGUUUCAAAUACUUCCACAGUCCAGCAGAAACUUGCAUGGAAGUGACUUUGAAUACAAGAAAUUUCGUUCAAUAAAAGGAAAAUCGGAAAGCUCGAGUAGAUGGCUUAGACGACAAGCUAAGGAUCCUUUUGUGCAUAAGGCAGCCAAAGAUGGAUACAGAUGUCGUAGUGCAUAUAAAUUGCUAGAAAUGGAUGAUAAAUUUAAUUUUCUUACACCAGGAUCAAGAGUGGUAGACUGUGGUGCUUCACCAGGCUCAUGGACACAAGUUGCUUUGGAGAGGAUAAAAUCCAAUAGAAGUAAUGAAAGAUCAGGAAUGGUUGUUGCUGUAGAUCUUUUGGAUAUAAAAGAAAUACCUGGAUGCAUUACUCUGGGUUCUAGUGAUUUCACUUGCAAUGAUGUCCAACAGAGAAUAAUACAGUAUCUACCAGAAGGCCAGGCUGAUGUUGUAAUGAGUGACAUGGCUCCAGCAUCAACAGGACAUGGUAAACUAGAUCAUUACAAGAUAGUUGAUUUAAACAGAUCCGUCUUGGAAUUUGCUAAGACUAUAUUAUCAGAGGAUGGUUGUCUAAUAUGUAAACUCUGGGAUGGCAAUGAAACUGCAGAUAUUUUCGAAGAGAUCUCAGAUUGCUUCUCAUUUUGUAAGAAAAUGAAGCCAAGGGCAUCCCGAAUGGACAGUUCAGAAUUCUAUAUUUUCUCACGUGGAUUUUUAAAGAAACGUUAAUAUGAACUACUUAUAAUGUAGUCAUUGCAACAGCUAGACUGUAAUUUAUUUAUAUAUGUCUGUACAAGGUAGAAAAUAUGGCUAUGAACAAAGCUUUAAAAUAAGAAUGGA